Dalotia coriaria is the source of this 1057-nucleotide messenger RNA. RefSeq names its product zinc finger protein GLIS2 homolog. Gene Ontology annotation, molecular function: RNA polymerase II cis-regulatory region sequence-specific DNA binding; DNA-binding transcription factor activity, RNA polymerase II-specific. Gene Ontology annotation, cellular component: nucleus. Gene Ontology annotation, biological process: regulation of transcription by RNA polymerase II. NCBI's taxonomy places the organism in Eukaryota, Metazoa, Arthropoda, Insecta, Coleoptera, Staphylinidae. The record is from RefSeq and is a predicted model, not a curated record.
CGCUUAUCAUUCAUAUAUAAACUCACUCAAAUACUGCUCAUGCAGCAUCAGUAAAGUAGACUUACGCGAAUCAUCAUCGAACAUGUUACUCUGUGAUCACAGGAUGGUGGAAGGAAGUCCAUUGCGGUACACCUACGAUAAUUCCUAUCAACCGGAUAAGACUUGUAGUUUAUUCCGGCCGUAUUUGCAAGUACAUCACACCAACGAUUAUUAUCCAUACGUGCAGGAGGAUAUACUAGGCCAUACAAAUAUGAGCGACAGCGAAGGUUCGAUAUCAAGCGCAUCUAGCCUAGACUCACCGAAAGAAAAGUCUCUCAAGUGCUGCUGGCGUAACUGCGGGAUAAACUUCGUCACAUUAGACCAGCUUGCAGCUCACGUUGGGAAGGUACACGGUGCAAGCGGACCUGCAGGACUCUUCUACUGUGGAUGGGAAGGAUGUACACGUAAUGACCGCGCGUUCAAUGCAAGGUAUAAAAUGUUAGUUCACGUUCGGACGCAUACAAAUGAAAAACCUCACCAGUGUUAUCAAUGCGACAAGUCAUUCUCGCGUGCGGAGAAUUUAAAAAUUCAUAUUCGGUCGCACAGCGGUGAAAAACCCUACGCAUGCCCAGUGCCCGGAUGCAAUAAGGCUUACUCCAACUCCAGCGAUCGUUUUAAACACACACGUACCCACCAAGAUGAUAAACCCUACCCGUGUAAGGUGCCUGGAUGUUCAAAACGCUACACCGACCCGAGUAGUCUACGAAAACGUAAAACGUACAAGCAUUACGCGACAGAAAAUCUGCAAAUGGCUGCCGUCAAUGACAAGCACCACGGCCAGUCGGAGUAUGCGUACAAGGAAAAUUAUACAUGGAGCGGUAUGAUUGGCCGAUACGAGAUGGACAUUGACACGCCGCUGGAUUUAAGCAUUUCGCGAAAAACUUAAAUUAUUUAUGCAUCAAAACUGGUUAAUAAUGACUGAUAUAACCUAGCUUUAAAUCGUACUGAGUAUUAUACGAGUUGUUGUGUUGUUUGUUUGUUGUUUUCAAAUAUUGUGAUAAUAAAAGUAGUAAAUUUA